Messenger RNA from Didymosphaeria variabile, 1929 nucleotides. RefSeq lists its product as uncharacterized. Gene Ontology annotation, molecular function: hydrolase activity. Gene Ontology annotation, biological process: nucleotide catabolic process. Lineage: Eukaryota; Fungi; Ascomycota; Dothideomycetes; Pleosporales; Didymosphaeriaceae. The transcript has 4 exons. The coding region runs from base 1 to 1929 and encodes 642 amino acids. The record is from RefSeq and is a predicted model, not a curated record.
AUGGCGCCGAAAAACGUCCCCGCGGACGAGCAGCUCGUGUUCGCCCCAAGCCCCACUCUAAGCACCCCGCCAGAUCUACGAUUCCUACAUUACAACGAUGUCUACCACGUUGAAGCUGGCUCAGCGGAGCCUGUAGGAGGCGUAGGAAGGUUUCAGACGCUGGUCAGAUAUUAUAGAGAAGAUGAGAAAUUUAAGAAUCACCCAAAGCUGGUUACUUUCUUCUCUGGAGAUGCCUUCAAUCCAAGUCUGGAGAGUAGUGUGACGAAGGGAAGUCAUAUGGUGCCCAUACUGAACGGAAUCGGGACGGACGUAGCCUGCGUAGGGAACCACGACCUCGACUUCGGCGUGAAGCAAUACAUGAACCUUACUUCCCAAUGUACAUUCCCUUGGCUACUCGCCAAUGUCAUCGACCCUGCCCUCGGUGACGACGUACCUCUCGGCAACGCGCAGAAAACGGUCAUGCUCACAUCCUCAAAUGGCAUAAAAAUUGGCGUUAUUGGAUUGGCAGAGCGGGAGUGGCUAGACACUAUCAACUCGCUACCGCCGAACAUAAUAUACAAGAGCGCGAGUGCAACGGCAAAGGAAUUGAUCCCGGGGCUGAAACAGCAGGGCGCGGAGAUAGUCGUAGCAGUGUCUCACCAGAGGGAGCCGAACGACAACAAGCUGGCUGAGAAGACUGGAGGUGGGUUGAUUGAUAUCAUAUUGGGCGGACACGACCAUUACUACGCCCAUAGCUUCAUCAACGGAACACACGUCCUACGUUCCGGCACGGAUUUCAAACAGCUUUCCCACAUUGAGGCAUGGCGGAAGUCGAGUGGCAAAGGCUGGGACUUCAGGAUUACAAGGAGAGACAUUGUUAGCAGCGUACCGCAGGAUCAAGAAGCCGUCAAACUAGUAGAAGGUCUGACGCAGAAGUUGAAUGAGAAACUGGACAAGCCGAUAGGAUACACCGCCGCUCCACUGGAUGCUCGCUUCACCACCGUCCGCACGAAGGAGUCAAACCUCGGCAAUUUUGUAUGCGAUCUCAUGCGCUUCUACUACGAGGGCGACUGUUGCAUCAUGGCCGCUGGUACCAUUCGCGGUGAUCAAAUUUACCCGCCUGGCGUGCUGCGAGUGCGCGACAUCGUCAAUUGUUUCCCUUUCGAGGAUCCCGUAGUAGUAAUGCAGGUCACUGGGAAGCAGAUUUGGGACGCACUAGAGAACUCUGUGUCGAAUUAUCCCGCGCUCGAAGGUCGCUUCCCACAAGUGUCAAACAUCAUAUUCGAGACGGACUACUCUCAGCAACCAAUGAAGCGGGUACUAAGCGUCCAGAUUGGCGAGGAACCGUUGGAUGAGAACAGGGAGUAUAGGCUUGUCACUCGCGGUUAUAUGGGUCGCGGUAAAGAUGGCUACACUUCACUCCUCAUCGAAGAAGAAGGUGGCACGGCGAAAGAGAUAGUCAGCGAGGAGAACGGUGUACUCAUCUCUACCAUCCUUCGCCAAUACUUCAUGUCGCUAAAAGUCCUCGGCAAGUGGAAGAACUGGGCCCCUGAUAUGACGGAAAAGUUCUCCAGGGUUCAACAUUCCCUCCAAUCCAAGCAUACCUUCCAUGAUGCCACAUCAACAACAAGAGAUGCCGAUCCAUCACGACCGCUUCCGAGACGAUCCAGCAUCGCUAUUCCACCUUCUCAAAAACACCGCAACGGCGCGCAAGAGGAUCCUGAUACCGACGACGAAGAUUAUGAGUAUGACGAUAGUGAAUUAAUCAAAUUCAAUGAGCAUGAGCUAGGUCUACUGAGGAGGGCUAUGCGGAAGUGGUGGAGGUGUGUAGGGCUCAAGCAUACACCAAACUGUGCGGAUGAGGUGGGCAAAGAGGAGUUGAGGGUGGACUGGACUAGGGCUAUUGCACCGCGGAUAGAGGGGCGGAUAAAGGAGGUUAAGAAGUCUUAA